Messenger RNA from Brachypodium distachyon (stiff brome), 2505 nucleotides. Its product is annotated as cysteine-rich receptor-like protein kinase 10. Lineage: Eukaryota; Viridiplantae; Streptophyta; Magnoliopsida; Poales; Poaceae. Gene Ontology annotation, biological process: protein phosphorylation. The transcript is spliced from 6 exons. The record is from RefSeq and is a predicted model, not a curated record. Gene Ontology annotation, molecular function: ATP binding; protein kinase activity. The coding region runs from base 133 to 2337 and encodes 734 amino acids.
GCUGCUGUCCGACGGCAACAGCAGUUCAGUCCUGUCAGUUUCUUGAUUUCUUCCUCGCUGUCGGGCGUCAAUUGUGUAUUACUACUGCGUGUCCAACAUUUUAUCAGCACAGCAGCAGCGCAGCUCGCCGCCAUGGCGAUAGGCACGCGUCGCCGUCUGGGUCUGGCUCCUCUCUCCUUCUACCUCGCUCCAGCCACAGCCUCGCUCCUCCUAACGUUAUUCCUCCACGCGCCGCCGCUCGCCGGCGCGCAGCCGCUGCCGUGGCAGCUCUGCGACGACCCCGCCGGGAACUACACGGAGGGCGGCGCGUACCAGGCCAACAUACGCGCCCUCGCAAGCGGCAUCCCCAAGAACGCCUCCUCCUCCCCGGCCCUCUUCGCCAAGGGCGCGGCCGGCAGGGCCCCGGACGCCGUCUACGCGCUCGCGCUCUGCCGCGGCGACACCGCCAGCGCCAACGCCUCCUCCUCCUGCGCGUCCUGCGUCGCCGCCGCCUUCCGGAACGCGCAGCAGCUCUGCGCCUACAGCCGGAUCGCCACCAUGUACGACGACCCCUGCAUCCUCCGCUACUCCGACCGGGAGGACUUCCUCGCCAACGUCACCGACAACGGCGGGAAGAUGCUCGCGUGGAACGCCAACAACGUCAGCGCGGACGUAGCGCCAGCGUUCGACGCCGCUUCCGGCCGGCUCGUGAACGCCACCGCCGACUACGCGGCGGCGGACCCGAGACGGCGGUUCGGCACGGGGGAGUUGGACGGGUUCGACGAGACUUACCCCAAGAUUUACUCGCUGGCGCAGUGCACGCCGGACAUGACGGCGGCUGAGUGCCGGGCCUGUCUCGGCGACAUGAUUGGGCGGUUCACUCCCCGGUAUUUCGUGGGGAAGCCGGGCGGGCGAGUCUUCGGCGUGCGCUGCAAUUUCCGGUUCGAGACCUACUCUUUCUUCUCUGGGCGCCCGCUGCUGCAGCUCCCAGGCGCGCUGCCGCCUGCACCGGCGCCGGCAGCGGCCGGAGAAGGAACAACAAGACGUGGUGCAGGACCAGUCUUGGCAAUUACACUGCCUAUAGCUGCUGCAGCAUUACUUCUCAUUGCAACGUGCGUUUGCUUCUGGAAGAGGAGAAAACAUACGGAAAGAAAGGCGUCAGUACCAUAUUCAACUAAUCAAGAUGACAUUCAGAGCAUCGAUUCCCUCCUCCUUGACCUAUCGACGCUGCGGGCUGCAACAGAUAACUUCGCCGAAAGCAACAAGCUUGGCGAAGGAGGCUUCGGCGCGGUCUACAAGGGCGUCCUUUCUGAAGGCGAGGAGAUAGCAGUGAAGAGGCUGUCGCAGAGCUCCCGGCAAGGAACAGAGGAGCUGAAAACAGAGCUAGUCCUGGUCGCCAAUCUCCAGCACAAGAACCUCGUCAGGCUCGUCGGCGUCUGCUUGGAAGAGCAGGAGAAGCUGCUCGUGUACGAGUACAUGCCGAACCGGAGCCUCGACACCAUUCUUUUCGGUACCAUUCAUCCGAUAGAUUCUAUCCCUAGCCGGGCAUACAUAGUUACAUACUGUCACUGGCUCAGCUGUCUGACCGUCUCUCUUAUGUUUGUGUAUUGGUUUCGAUGGAUGAAAGAUCCUGAGAAAAGCAGAGACCUGGAUUGGGGGAAGAGGCUGAAGAUCGUGGGCGGGGUGGCUCGAGGCCUGCAGUACCUCCACGAAGACUCCCAGCUGAGGAUCAUCCACCGGGACCUCAAGGCGAGCAACGUGCUGCUGGACAUGGACUUCAGCCCCAAGAUUUCCGACUUCGGCCUGGCCAAGCUGUUUGGGUGGGACGAGUCGCAGGCCGUCACUAGCCACAUUGCCGGAACGUACGGAUACAUGGCGCCGGAGUACGCGAUGCGCGGGCAGUACUCGGCCAAGUCGGACGCCUACAGCUUCGGCGUCCUGGUCUUGGAGAUCCUCACCGGAAGGCGGAACAGCAGCUUCGCUAACUCGGAGCAAUCCGUUGACCUCUUAAGCCUCGUAUGGGAGCACUGGACGAGGGGAACAGUGGAGGAGCUGGUGGACCCGUCGCUGGGCGGCCGUGCUCCGGGAGGCCCGAUGCUGCUGAAGCUGGUCAACGUGGGGCUGCUGUGCGUGCAGGACAGCCCCGCGGACAGGCCGGCCAUGUCGGCCGUGAACGUCAUGCUCAGCAGCAGCACGGUGUCUCUGCAGGCGCCGUCGAGGCCCACGUUCUGCAUCGAGGAGAUGGAGGGCUACUCCGACAUGUACUCGGCGACGUAUCCAAGGGGAUCCCGGCCCACCAAGGUGCAGACGGCCAUGUCGCCGAACGAGGUCUCCAUCACGGAGCUCGAACCAAGAUGAGGGCUGUGAAGCAAUUUGCUUGCUACUAUACGUAUACUACGUACUAUACUACUGAAUCUCCUGUAUUUAUGUUGUUGUGACCUUUUAAUAUGCUGAAAGUACUCAGCAAGUUCUGUGCUACUGUAGUAUACUAAGCACUAAAGUAAAGUAAUUAAGGUUUGUUGCACA